Lolium rigidum is the source of this 2078-nucleotide messenger RNA. RefSeq names its product outer envelope protein 64, mitochondrial-like. Gene Ontology annotation, molecular function: protein binding. NCBI's taxonomy places the organism in Eukaryota, Viridiplantae, Streptophyta, Magnoliopsida, Poales, Poaceae. The transcript has 13 exons. The record is from RefSeq and is a predicted model, not a curated record. Bases 1 to 1839 code for a protein of 612 amino acids.
AUGGACUCCUCGGCCCGAUCGGGCGCCGGCGGCGCCGCGGCGUAUUCCACCCCGCGCGCCUGGAUCGUGGCGGGCGUCGCCGUCGCCGGGGUCAUCGUCCUCGCGGAGGCCGCGCGGCGCCGCCGGAGGUGGCUGCGCGGCAAGCCCGCCGCCCCGCCCGACUCCGGGGCCUUCUGCGAAAGCCUCGUGCUCUCCCCGCCGCCGCAGGCCCCGCCCCCCGCCGCGCGCCAGCAGCUCUCGGACCUCACCUUCGCCGUCGGCGACAACUUCGAGAUCGAGGGCUAUGUAGCCGGCUUCGGGAACCCGGACUGGAAGAGGACGCACGCGGCAGCGAGCCGCACGGCGGUGGCCGUCACCAACCUGCUGAAGCAGGGGGCUACCUGCGUCGGCAGGACUGUCAUGGAUGAACUCGGCUUCGGUGUUACUGGACAAAAUUUGCACUACGGAACACCAAUUAACCCAUCAUCUCCAUCAGUUGUCCCUGGAGGUUCUUGCAGUGGCUCCGCUGUCGCAGUUUCUGCACAGCUUGUCGACUUUGCUCUUGGUACUGAUACAACUGGCGAUUUGAGAAUACCAGCAUCUUUCUGUGGUGUACUUUGUUUCCGGCCUUCUCAUGGAGUGGUGUCUACUGUUGGGACCUUAGCAAAUUCACAAAGUCUAGAUACUAUUGGAUGGCUUGCACGAGAUCCUCGUAUUCUGCAUCGUGUUGGAGAUAUUCUUUUACCUGCUGCUGUAGGCGGGUUUAUUAAGGGAAAAAGGCAGUUGAUUUUUGCUGAUGAUUGCUUUGAGUCUCUGAAGGUUCCCAGCCAGAAAACUGUGCAUGUCAUAGAAAGUGCUGUCCUUACAUUACCUGGAUAUCAGCCACCUAAGCACAUCGAUAUUGGCCAGUAUAUUAUUUCAAAUGUUCCUAGCCUGAAGGAGUUCUGUGAACCUUCUACAAAUAUGCAAGAAGGAAAUUCGGCCUUGAAAGCUCUAUGCACAGUUAUGCUGUUAUUACAGAGAUAUGAAUUCAAAGCAAACCAUGAAGAUUGGGUUAACACUGUAAAACCCAAGCUUGGUCUUGAAAUCACUACCCGUGUACUACAAGCUGUAAAUUUCAGAGACGAUAACAUCAAAUCUCUUUACACUGUACGUAGUGAAUGGCGAUCUGCACUCAAGAAUCUUCUAAAGGACACUGGAAUUUUAGUUCUGCCAACCAUGGCUGGAUAUCCUUUAAAAAGAAACUCCAAACAGAGACUAUCAUCUGAAUUUGAAGAUAAAAUGUACGCAUUUGUCAGCAUUGCUGCACUUUCAGGCUGUUGCCAGGCCACUGUUCCCUUGGGAAAUCACAAUGAUCGUCCAAUAUCUCUUUCAUUUGUAGCGGCUCAUGGAUCAGACAAGUUCCUUCUUCGUGCUAUAUCGGAUAUGUAUUCUACUAUCCAGGAGCAAGUAGUUUCGGCAUCGAAGUUGGCACCCCCGCCAGUAAUCAACCAUGAUGUUGAUGCAUCAGAGCUGUUGAAAGAAAAGGGAAAUGAUUCUUUCAAAAGAAAACAGUGGAGCAAGGCGAUUGAGUUCUACUCUGAGGCAAUUGAAUUGAAUGACACAAAUGCGACAUACUAUUGCAAUAGAGCAGCUGCUUUUCUGGAACUUGGCCGUUUCAAGCAAGCUGAAGCGGAUUGCGAUCAGGCCUUACUGUUGGAUAAAAAGAAUGUCAAAGCAUAUCUACGACGAGGCGCCGCAAAAGAACGUGUUUUGAAUCACCAAGAAGCACUCCAAGAUUUCAGGCACGCUUUAGCUUUGGAACCACAGAACAAAGCAGCCCUUGCAGCAGAGAAAAGAAUACAGAAGCAUCUCAGGUGAAUGAUGAGGGAGGCGCUUGAAUCCCCGACCUGUGAAUUUUUUUGAGACGCUGAAGCCAGUUUUGAUCGAACUAUCUGUGAAUGAAGCCCCUCUGUUGAGUGAGAGAAGAGUAGCUCGUGAGGCUGUUGAACAGUUGCCUUCUGUAGUGCUGUGCUGUUGUUCUCGUCCAUAAAUUGAAAUUUUGACAUGAAUUGUUGAUGAUAUUAGCGUCUUAUGAGUGCAGCAGAAACUGGCAUACA